CAGACACCAUGACAGUGAAGCUCGAUAGUCAUUGGCUGUCGCAAAUCGCAGAGACGCAAAUUUUGGAUUUGGUCAAACCUUGCGAUUGGCGUUUGCGACUGCAUUACGAUCGGAAGUAGCGCUGCUUGCGUUCAUGCGAUUGGUUACUUGCGACUAAUGUAGAACGACCUUAACGGGACUCAAAAUGGCGACGGAUGAAUCCGUCGUAAAGCAAGGCCUCGGCUAAAUGAGAUGAGCCGAAUCCCAAGCCAACUAACCUCAUCGGUCCUUCUAGCGCUUGCUCUAUGAAAAAGCAAGCUCGCAGUAUCUCUCAGCGCGUAAUAAAGCACCUCUCGCAGAAAAUCAGGGGAAAAAGGAUUUCACAAUCCUAUGGGCACGUCCUCUCGGUCGAUGAGAUCGGGCCCAAGGAGGAAGUCGACGAACUUUCCAUCAGGCGCCUCGCAGCCUGACUCUCCUCUCACUGCGCAUGAUCGCGACAAGCGCCCAUUUCGUGCAACGAACCGGUCACCCGUAGCGCCCUCAUUCGUGCGUUAGCGGGAUGGCGCGAACGGUGUAAGUUCACGGGAUCGAAAUACAUUAUUCUUUUUUAUACAAUGUUCGAAAAUAAAAGAUUUGUUCCUUCGAAGCUUCGAUCCUUCGAAGAUUCCUUCGUUCCUUCGAAGUCUUUCGAAGCUUCCCGCACAGAACAAAAACCUCCAAUAGAUGUUCAAUAGACGUCCACCAUGGAGAUGCAAAACCUCCAUUAGACGUCCACGUAAAAUCUUACGGAUCUCUAAUAGACAUCCACAGUUCCGCAUUUGCUACUUCCAUUGGACAUCCAUUAGCAUACUCAUAGAUGUCAUAUGGAUGUAAUAAAGAGUAAUUAUAGAUAUUUAAGAAAACUGAUUAAAUAUAUAAUCUAUACUCUUUUAAUCUGUUUGACUGCGCUAUGUUUUAAUAUGUUCUGUCUUUUUAUUUAUUAUAAUCUUACCGGACCGACUGCGUAUAUGUUGUUUUAAAUUUUAAUUUGUAUUCCUAGUUUAAUAAUGUUCUAAAUUGUGUUCUUUUUUAUUAUACUGAAGAUGGUCCAAUAAGAAUGGAUACGUUUAAUCGACCCUUUCUGGCUAUUAUAUAAUAUAUUUAAUAAAAUUACAAGAUGUAAUGUGCGACGUUUCGACCCCCGGUUUCGGGGUCGACCCAUUAUCCCCCAUAUUAGCAGACAUAGUUUUAGACGAUUUAGAGUCCACCUGUCUGAACGCGUUAGAUAUAGAAAUUCCAGUUUUCUACAGAUAUGUGGACGACAUUUUCACUAUUGUGCCAUCUGACAAAAUCAAUACCAUUUUAGAAACCUUUAACAGCUACCACCCUAAACUUAAAUUCACAUACGAAAUAGAAAAAAAUAACACCAUUAGCUUCUUAAACGUCAACAUUAGUAGAUGCAAUAAACAAUUAAUUACGAACUGGUACAGAAAACCUACCUUUUCAGGCCGAUAUUUAAACUACUUCUCCAACCACCCCCGCCAAUAUAAAAUCAACACGAUCACAAGCCUAGUUGACCAAGCUAUUUUAUUAUCCGACAAUAGAUUCCACGACGCACACCUAACAAUAGUUAAGAACAUCUUACUCAACAACUGUUUUCCAAACCAUCUCAUAGACAAACAUAUAAAAAAAAGACUUAAACAAUUACAGCACGACACUAAAGACAAUCCUAGCAAAUUUGACAUAAAAACAUGCAUUACCAUACCGUACAUAGAAGGCACGAGUGAAAAGAUUAGUCAGACACUACGUAAUAUAGGUCUAAAACCAAUACUCACAGUUCCAAAAAAACUGAACACAAUAAUAAAAAGGGGAAAGACCCAUUAUGCAAAUCCAAGAGAACAGGAGUUGUCUACAGAUAGCACUGCAACAACUGCAACGCAUCUUACGUAGGCUAAACAAAAAGACAUCUUGAGACCAGAGUCAAGGAACACUUCAAUAAUAUAAAGAAAGACGAAAACAACCAAUCUGUCAUCAGCAAACAUAGAACAUCGCUCGGACAUGAUUUUAAUUGGUCUUCCUCAGAUAUCCUACACAACGAAAGACAUACGAGAAAACGAGAGAUAGCUGAGAUGUUACACAUUAAAAUGGACCCUAAUACAAUAAAUUUAAAGAAGGACACAGAGAACCUUAACCCGAUAUACGAUUCUAUCAUUUGUUCUUUAACUUGACAUAACUUAUUUAUUUAUUUAUUUAUCUCCCGUUUGCUCGUUGUCCGACCUAGACAUUUUUAACUCCAGUGACAGUCACUCACCGACCAUGAUAGAUAUUGGACAUAGUUUCUAACACCGUUUUAUAACCAUGACAUGACACAAUUAAUAGUUAAUCUUACAAUCAAAAGUGAACCGUUUUUUAAAACUUGACUGUCCAAUGACAUAGGAAUUUUAAGAAUUGUGCUUGAGAAGGACCCAAAACCGGGGGUCGAAACGU
Molecule: messenger RNA, 2445 nt
Organism: Vollenhovia emeryi
Lineage: Eukaryota; Metazoa; Arthropoda; Insecta; Hymenoptera; Formicidae
Exons: 2
Coding region: 1141-1908 (255 amino acids)
Source: RefSeq, a predicted model, not a curated record